UAUUAAAUUUAUUAUCGUUGGUGGUCCUUGUUUCGUAAGAACAUACCGAUGACGUUAUAUUCCUAUUUGUGAUUGAGUCUGUGUUCAGGACGGUCGCUUCUGCAGGACCCAGAAUCCUCUGCGCUGAGCCAAGAUGGAAGAGCCCAGCUGCUGCGGGAAAACAAUGUUUUGGCUCUAGAUGUUCAAAAAAGAAGAGCUGAGGGCGAACUACGAGAGCCAAAACCCCUGGGCCAUGUUCCUACACCGGAUGAAACCUAUUACCACCCCAUAGUUUGCCUGGCUGCCGGCUUUUAUCAUGAACAUCAUUCAAGACAAACUAGCCAAUGAAUUCCUUCGCUCCAACGGGGGCAUGGACACCAAUUUUGGCCCUGGCAUGAUAAUGUUCAGCCACCUCCCGCCCGUGACCAGCUUUACCCGGCUGGCUGCGCACUCCGUGAUGCAGGACCUUCCACCUCAAGAAAUGAUCCUAAAGAAAGAGCGUGACUCUCCUGACUGCAGCAUGGAUGCCCAUGGUCUCGGCCUGGGCGGCAUCGGUGUGGGAGACUAUGUUCACACCAUGGGCAUUAAACAGGAGAAGCCAUCGGAGCAUGAUUAUCGCCUGCCGCUCUACCCUGGAGGUCUAGAGAAGAGCACAGAGCUGCUGGAGGUGACAGUCAGUAACAACCAGGGCCUGCUGGUGCAUGACCUCAACACAGGCAAUCUGCCGACUCAGUUAGGAAAGCAGCCCACUGGGAAAAAGGGUCGAAGGUCAAAUGGUGAUGGACAGGAGGCGAAACCAAGAAAGAAGAGAAGCGAUGCAAAGCAAUCCAUGAUGCUGGAUCCAGAGGGAAGCAGCCUUUCACCAGGGACUAAGCCUCACAUCUGUGAGCACUGCAGUGCAUCCUUUAGAAGCUCCUAUCACCUGCGCAGACACGUCCUCAUUCACACAGGCGAAAGACCUUUCAGGUGCAAUCAGUGCAACAUGAGUUUCAUUCAGAAGUACCUUCUCCAGCGACACGAGAAAAUUCAUAGCGGAGAGAAACCAUUCAGCUGUGACCAGUGUAACAUGCGGUUCAUUCAGAAGUAUCACAUGGAGAGGCACAAGAGGACACACAGUGGAGAGAAGCCGUACAGAUGUGAGACCUGUCAACAGUAUUUUUCUAGAACAGACCGCCUGCUCAAGCACAAGCGAACUUGUGGAGAAGCCAUUAAAAAGGGACUGGAUCCCGGGAUGAUGGACUUGGGUUGUGUUGACAUGGGGCAUGGCAGCUAUGGAAUCACUCAGGGAAAUGUUGUGAGUACCAGCAGAAAGAGGGGCAAGUCCAAAAAUUGUGGGGAAGGAGGGGAGCGCAAAAAGAAGAAGGCGUACAGCGGAGGGGAAAGGAUACCACACCUUCAUGGUGUGGCAUCAGGAGGUUACAGCCUCCAUGAAUAUUCAAUGGAGAACCAAACAGUAUCUUCCUCUACUGAGCCUGGGCCCAGCAUGCAGCAGAGCCAUCAUGGACGCGCUCCAAAAAUGGCUUUUAAGAAAGCCAACCGUAAAAAUCUGGCCAAAGCAGGCUCAAUGGAGCAGAACGUAGGCAUGGAUGGACUUGGCCUCAUGCAGGGUAAUGGAGCCAAAGUUGGCACCAGCAGCAACUACGACGAUGCCAUGCAGUUUCUAAAGAAAAGACGGUACCUUCAUGCAGCAAAUACAACAAACCCAUCCGGCUCAGUGGCUGGAGGAACCACCGGUGAGUACGAUGUCAACAUUGGCCACCUCUCCUCACAGCCAUCUGUAGUACAAUGUGUGGUUUCCAGUGUGAUGGACAGUGAUGCUCCCCUGAGUCUGGACAAGUCAGGAAUCCCCGACGAGGUGUUGCAGAGCCUUCUUGACCACUACACCCAGAAACCUGAUGGUUCUCAUCACGAUGUUCAUUUUGGCAUCAGUGACCAGCAUGUGGAGCUGAACCCUGGCUCAGCUGAUGGUGCUGACAUUGGCCAUGGAGCAGGCACAUCCAGCCCCUCUGGAGACAAAAACAUAAUGAUGCAUGAAUACUCUCGCUUCCUGCUGCAGGCUUUGGAGCGGACAAGUCACACCAGCAGCUUUCCUCUUGGCCCAGGUUCUCCUGCCUCAGGAUUGUUCACAAGUUCCCACCCAGGCAACCCCCUCUAUGCUGACAAGAACAUAUACACUACAUCCCCACUAGAGUGUGGGUUUGGCCAGCCCGUGUCCUCGCCUUCGCUUCCUUCGUCUGUGCCAAAAUCUCACUUUGCAAUGCUGACCGGCACCUCGCCGCAGCACAGCUUCCACCUAAGCAGCCUGGAACCAACCACUCACCAGCAGCUCACGCCAUCUCAGGAGCUCACAGAGCAGAUGGAGAAGCAGCACUCCUCAACUCCCCCCUCCUCUUACCAAAUCAGCCCGUCUGAUCUGAGCAGCCAGAAAGACCAGCAGCCGGUCAAGAAUGGCACCGCAGUCUUCCCCCUCGCCUCCUCGCAGGAUCUGGCCUCACUGGACUCGUCCAAGCCUUCGUACCAGAUUGAAAACUUUGCCCAGGCCUUUGGCUCCCAGUUCAAGUCAGACGGCCGUGGCUUGUCGUAUGGCACUGACUCUGGCGGGGAGGUGGAUCACAGGAUACGAACACCUGUGACUGAAUUCUCAGGGUAUACUAGUUUGUUAUCUGAUGUCAAUGAGCCAGUAAGUUCAGGUUCCAAAACUCCAACAAGCCAAAGCUACAGAUGAGAGCCUGAGUGGGAGAAAACCCACAGUUGCUGAAGAUAAUGUUCUGCAUCAUUUUUUUAAAAAUUACUGCUUCUCUUAUUUUAUUGUUAUUAUUGUUAUUAUUAUUUUUUUAAUUAACAUGUCUAUUUUAAUAUUGCAGACGCUCAGUUUUUCUGCCCACUCUUCCCAGCAAUUGGCCUGCGAGGCAUGCAUCUGCAUUUUUAAAAAUCUGUUGUUUUUAAGUUAAGUAUGCAUUGACUGUUAUAUUUGUGUCAUAAGUGACAUUAGGUCUGAAUCAGGAACUGAAAGUACUUCCUUAAGUCAAGAGUAGUGUAGUGCAGGUUUCUUUUUUUCCAACGACCUGGAGUGUUUGAGCAAUCACCUUUACAACUACAGGAUGCGAAUAAUGGAGAAACAAUGGCAGGGAUUAGCCCAGAACUGAACUAGCAAAAAGAAACAUAUUGUCUGUUACAAAGUUUAUAGUAUUACUCAGGAAAAAACAUGUAAGGAAGAAGCCUAUGAAGUACAGAAGUACAGUGAGCACAGUUUUUAGAUGUUUGAGACUGACUUCAAAGAUAAUUUUUUCUUAUGUUUUGUUGAGUGUGUCACUGCUAUGUUCAGAUUACCUGGCUCAGGUGAAUCCAAUCAGAUCUUCUUUUUUUUUAUUAGAUAAAGCAACAGCUGUUACUAGGCUAGCCUAUCAGGAAAGAUGGCUAUUCAAAUACAUGUCCUUUCACUUUGCCUCAAUACUCUAUUUUGACUGUCCCAAUAACAGAGCCCCGUGGCCUUAAAGUAUUCUGGUUCAGUGAUUUAGUCUUUUUAAGAAUAACAGAACCCUUUGGAACCCCGACGAGGGUUGAGCUCCAGACAGCAUUGUUUUGUAGUCCCAACGAGACUUGUUUGCACUUGAUACAAAACAAACUUGUCUACUAGUUUCAUUUAAAUUAGAAGGCGUUUUUUGUUGAAUUACUGCGUAAUGGUAAAAUUGUGCAAAUAGCUUCUCUCUGCUGAUGUUUCAUAGAAUAAUUUAACAUGUUAAUGAUGCCUCUGGAACCUCAGUAAAAAAGUGGUGAUAAAGAUCGUUGGUUUUGUAGUUCGAACCCCAGACUUUCUGUACUGUCUGAGUUUGCAUGUCUCCAUCUGGUUUCUCCAGGUACUGCAGCCUCUGAAUUUGGUUGAAACAGGACAUGUUGCACUGUAUUUGCAAUGAUAUUUUGAGUAUGUCAAGUGGCGAAAAAAAAAUCUGCCUCUAUGGCUUUGCUUCCUAAAUUCUCAGCUCCAGAUGAUAAACAUUUUGACACUCAAUCCAAAUGUACUCAGUUUAUGAUUGAUAUUUCCCACAGUUAACCCUAACCAAGAUCUAACAACGUGCACAUGCAUUUCAGAGGUCCAUAGGGUUCACAUGUGAAUGUGACUCUGCUUUGGUCUGUCCGUAGUCGGAAUUGAAUCAGAAUAACGGUCCGGUAAUCUGAACAUAGCCAUAAACAAACUGCUGCAGCUCACUUGAACACUGAAACACUUUCUACUUGGCUACAUAGAGAUUAUGGUACUUUCAUGUCAAUGUGAAACUCAAGUCUUUUUCAAAAUAAGGGCCAUACAUAGUAUAUCUAUAUAAAUAUAUAUUUAUAAGAAUAUGUAUUGAUGUAAAGAAAAACAGAUUUAAUCAUUUUUGAUGAACUGUAAUUGAAGUUCAGGAAGAACAACGGUUGAUUUUGUCUCAUCCUUAUAGUAUAUAAGGAUCAGACUUCGAGUAUAUUUUUGGAGAAAUAAAGGGCUGCCAAGGCUUUUCUUUGGCCAACAGAGGGUGCUGUUGAACUGUGAUAUAAUGGCUUUCUCUCCAUCCUGCCCUCUUGUUCUUCCUCAGUUCUUUCUUGAGAAUAAUUCAAUUAGCACUUUGAGCCGUUUUCGUACACAGUGCCCUGUCGGAUCAAGAAAGCUCAAAUGUCAGAUAUGGACUGGCUUUUUGACUGAGACUUAUUGUUUCUGUAUAUGCAGAGUGGGUUUGACACAGUCUGGGUGGAUGUUGAAGAUACCCUGUGGAUGGGUAGUGUGGGCUGGUUAGGAGAAUCAUGCAAAAGUUGGAUUAUUCAUUUGCAUUUUCUCCUUUUAAGGGAGGGAUUAGUGAGGGAGGGAUUGAGGGUGGGAUGUGGAUUUUGACAUUUAAUCGGGAUAUUGUAAAUGUAAUUUCAUACCCCUAGUUUUAGUUUUUGACUUGUUACCCAACUUAGCGUCUUUGCUUUGUAUAAGAUUUGAUGAUAAAAUGUGUGAGUGAUUUUUCUCGGCAGCGUUGUUCAGCACGGGCAGGAAGAGAACAACAGCUGACCACAAAGUGACAUGCAUCUGAACGUGAAUUUGACCUUGUGCAUACUUGCCUAUGCACCAUGCAUAUUUAUCCCCAUUAGACAUUGGGUGCCUAUAUUUGAGAAGUACAGAAGCAGAAAAUGUUCUAGUAUAUGUUAGAUGUCAUUUCUUGCUGAUUUUAAAAUGUAUGUAAUGCUGUACGGUCUUUUUUAUUUUUAUUUUCAAUUUUUCAGAACAAUAAUUGCGCCGUCUUCCAUAGCUGCAGCUGACCUCCAGUGCUGUUACUGAUAUCACUCUGCUGACUGACUCUUUAAAUGCUAAACCUUUAAGACCCCCAUGGCCUGUUUUAAGCAAUCAUGAAAUGUGGCGGAGUGAAUGAAAUGCUGUAUUAUCAUAAGGAGUGAGUUGCCAUGUUGAAGAGUGGAGGCAUGGAUUAGAAUGUGCCUGGCAUAUACCUCAUAUCAAACUUAAAGCAGGGACAGAGUGAAGUAUGUAGCAGAGUUACUGUCAUUAGCACGUGUAGAAAACAAAGUCAUUUUUCAGUGUGACUGUUUUUGUGAAUGUGACAUUUACAGUGACUGGCUGUAACAGUUCCCUGUAAAUGUCUCGUGCCAACCAGUGUUUGAGUCUCUUCAGUUGGACUGUCUCUCUCCCUUCUACACAUAGUAUUUCGCCACAUUGUUUUACUAUGCGUUAGUUUACAAAGAUGUACAAAAACACUACGACCUUCUUUAAUGAAUUCUUACCCCUGUAUAAAUUUCAAUUUUUACUCUUGUUUUACCCCUUUGUUUUUAUCAUCACCACGUUUUGUAGCUGAUGAUAUCUUCCGUUCUUAUUUUCCAGCUUCUUGUGACCUUUGUCACAAGACUGUAUUUGUCCAAUGAACUUAAAACUGAUUAGGGAGAAAACAAUAAAGAAAAAAACAGUUGAAAAAUGUUU
Molecule: messenger RNA, 5923 nt
Organism: Cynoglossus semilaevis (tongue sole)
Lineage: Eukaryota; Metazoa; Chordata; Actinopteri; Pleuronectiformes; Cynoglossidae
Gene: znf281a
Product: zinc finger protein 281a
Exons: 7
Coding region: 296-2704 (802 amino acids)
Biological process (GO): regulation of transcription by RNA polymerase II
Cellular component (GO): nucleus
Molecular function (GO): RNA polymerase II cis-regulatory region sequence-specific DNA binding; DNA-binding transcription activator activity, RNA polymerase II-specific
Source: RefSeq, a predicted model, not a curated record